Molecule: messenger RNA, 3903 nt
Organism: Coregonus sp. 'balchen'
Lineage: Eukaryota; Metazoa; Chordata; Actinopteri; Salmoniformes; Salmonidae
Source: the annotation of a GenBank genome assembly
AUGUCGGAGCAAAGGCAACGUUCCCUGUCCACCUCAGGAGAGGCCCUCUACCUAGUCCUGGGCCUCCAAAAUACCUGUACACUGGACGACAUCAAGAAGUCCUACAGGUACACACACACACACACACUCUCACCUCGCUUCUUGAGCUGUGUGCUUGGUUAAACCAGUGGGUGACCCACUUACAUUUUGGGGCCCUGAACCAUCAGGUUGUUUCUAUAGGACACACAAUUUGGGAGUCAUUGGGCUAGUUAGUAGAGUAACCAGACAAACAACAGAUAACCUUAUGCCUCAAUGGAGAAACUGAACUGCAUAUUACAUCACUGAAAAGUUCCAUCCAUUUAACUCUAUAUACAAAGAUCAUUUUCUCCACCGAAGCAGUUUAUACAUUGAUCUGUGACCAUGCUACAUGUGCUGAAAAGCACAAACAAAUGUCAGGUAACAACCAUUGUCUAUGGAGGUUAGUGGAAGUGAUUUUAAUGGGCCGGUUUUCAGGAGACAAAAAACAAGACUUUGUGAGACAGACAGACACUCUGACUGACUGCUACAAGGCCUUUUAUAAUCACAGCCAGUGAUUGUCAGACAGCUGCAUGAAUACAAUAUUACUUCCAUAAAACUAAAAUAUUAAUACUACAGAACAGAUGUCACCCCUUGUUGUAUAAGGUCAGGCCUUAUAAAAGACUCCUGUGUGUGUGUGUGUGUGUGUGUGUGUGUGUGUGUGUGUGUGUGUGUGUGUGUGUGUGUGUGUGUGUGUGUGUGUGUGUGUGUGUGUGUGUGUGUGUGUGUGUACCCCCCUCAUGCAAGCGUGGGUGUACUCGGAAGCUUGUCACAACCCGUUGGGAAUUGACCCUAGCAUUAUGGCGGCAGCCCCACUUUCUAUGUGCCCACACAACAAGUAGUACCUGAACCUUACAAUAAAACAGAAGAACAGGCUUCCUACAACAUGGAGAGCUGCUAUGACAGGGGCUUUUGAUGCUUACUCAAGAUCAAGUCACUCAGCUAUAGCCCAAGCCAUUAUCAAUUAUAUUUUGCAAUGUAAUUCCACAUUUGGAUGUAGAUUUUGUUUAGGAUAACUAUUUUAUCCUGUAACCUACCUUGCCUUCUCUCUCAUUUCACCAAUACAUUUCCAUUAGAGGCACUCCAACAUGUACAGUAGUAAGUCAGAAUCUAAUGACUUAUAAUAUGAAUUCACUUCAGGCUCAUAUAGGUGCCGUCACAAUUAGUCAUUCUUAAUUAGUCUAAUAGGAAUUCACUUUCAGGAACCAUCCAAAUGGUUAGCUUUUGAGCAGCCCUUGUUUGGUAUUAAUGAAUAUGUAAUCAUAGCGGCAUUUUCCGAGCCUGUUGGCAUCAUGAAAAAUGAACAAGCAGACAUGCUUCAGAGCAUCAUCAAAUGUUAAUGAGAAAUUACAAUUUACAGCAGAAAAGAGAGAGCGAGAAAAAAAAAUGAUGUAAAGCUGACUGUAGUUAUAUUUAUUUGAUGGUGUCUGUCAACAACAUUUACACAUUUUCUAGCCUGACUUAGAAUACUUUUAAUUUAGCUAUACAUGCUAUUACAACUAUAACUGUGCUUAUAGCAGUAAUGUACUAAUGCCUGGCAGGUGUGUGUGUUGAUGGGUGUGAGGGAUGAGGGUUCUCACCCCAACUUUGUCACUAGUUGCUGAGGUGCUGACUGCUAACUGGAUCUGAUCUGCAGGUAUUGGGAGUGAUCUGCAGGCAUUGAGAGUGAUCUGCAGGUAUUGAGAGUGUAGACAGGAAUGAGUUUAAAGAUGCCAGGAUACACACUGAAACAUGGGAAAGGAUCUCAACUUGGAAAUGAGAGAUAAUACUGCAGCCUCUUACUGAAAGCAUUAGAUAAGACCAUAAAGUAACAAGAUAGUAACAAUGAAGAAGAUGCCAUUUUGGCUAGCUAAGCCUUCCGGAGUGCGUAAUCUUUUCAAUUUCGUAAUCUUUUUUUCUAUUCAGAAAGCUUGCUUUGAAAUUUCAUCCAGACAAGAACCCCGAGAAAUUCAAGGAGCUCAACAAUGCCCACUCUGUCCUGCCAGAUGUCUCCAAGAGGAACGUCUACGACAGCUAUGGCUCCCUCGGGCUGUAUGUGGCUCAGCAGAUUGUAGAGGAGAAUGUCAACACUUAUCUCAUGCUCUCCAGUUGGUGGGCAAAGGUGGGUUUCGCCAGGUAGAAAUUGUGUGUGUGUGUGUGUGUGUGUUUGUUUGUGUGUGAAAAAGGAAAUCUAGUCUAUGUUCAUGUGUUAAUAGUGAAUGGUCUAUGUCCAUCCUGUUUGUGGUGUGUAGCGUGCUAACAGGCUGCUACUUCUGCUGCUGGCUGUGCUGCUGCUUGAACUGCUGCUGUGGGAAGUGUAAACCCAAAACCCAUGGAGAGGAGGACCCCGACACCUACGUGUCCCCUGACAACCUGGAGGAGCAGAUCCGUACAGACACGGAGACAGGUGAACAGCACACACCUGGAGGGUGUUCACAGCUACAAUGUUCAGUAGGGUUUUGUAACAAAGAGACAGGUGAGCCCCACUGAGAAGGAUGAAGUUGCCCCUUGACACUGAACUGAGGUCAGUUUUGCCUUUCAUAAUAUUACAUAAUAAGGUAAGGACUCUGGGAGGGUAAGCUGAUCCUGUGCCUAAGGGCAACUUCUACCCUGAGCAAGCCUCACACACUAUCUCUUACUGCUUCAGAAUUAGCCUAUAGUUCUCAGUUGUAUUAUCCAUCUGUUGAAACAACAGCAGCAACCCUCUUAAUAAGCUCUUCCUACAUCACUCUCCUACCGUAUCAAUACUUCCUCAUCUAUUAAAGGGAAAGCAUUUGAUGCUGCAAAGUCACAAAGACAGCGGAAUGGCAUAGACGAGCUUCGAAUAUUAUGUUUUCUCAAACGCACCAAGUCAGCCAGUUAAUAAAAUUAAAGAGACUUGGAUAUGAUGUUUGGAUAUGAUACAUUGCUUUGGUGCCAGUUAGCUGUGGGAGGUGGGCUGUGCUUUUUUCUUCAUGUCUGCUGCAGUUCUCCAACAUAACUGAUAAUUACUGCCUCUGAGUCACGUCUCUAAAUGUGUUUCCAUAGCAGUUAUUUUUAGCCCCAUCUCACGAUUAAAGGGAAACAAUAGCCUUUGUUUCCAGCACUCACUGCAAUGUCUCUCAGCGGGAUGAUGAGAAGGCCUACUCAUGUAUUUGGCUUCAGAACACAUUGCUUAUGAUAACAUAUUUAUUGUGAGUAUGUAUCAAUAGGAAUUGGACCUACUACUGUAGGCAUAGCCCAGGGUAAUUGAAGUCAUUAAAGGGGACUUUAAACCAAAGUUGUAAAACUGCCCUUCAAGCCAGCCAGGCUGUGACACAGUGUGCCUAGUCUGUGGUGCCAAAAGGACAACCCGCAGCAGGAGGCAGGAGGCUAGACGCAGGUAGCCAUCACUUCCUCACAACAGGACAGUCAAGACAUCCCUCAGUCAAGACAUACCUGUCUCAACAUGAGCAGCUGUACUAUAGUUAGUGUACAUAUGUAGGAUCUUAAUUUGAUCACUCUUUUGUUGCUGAGAAUUUUCCUGCACAGCAGGAAAUGCAAACUUGUAGUAUUUUCGAGGUUUAUAAGGCUUCUAAAGUUUGUAAUUUCUACUUUAAAUAUCAGACUUGAUUUGCCCCUACAAAAACAUUUCCAUUAGCUAUAAUCCACAUAAUAAUUCACAUUUCCUGUUGCUGCAGGAUUAUUCCUGCUGUAGCAAACUGGCUCAAAUUAAGAUCCUACAUCUGUAGUAGGCCUAUUUCCAGGAUAUGCCAUAUUUUCGUAGUUCUGUGUAACAUAAACUGAUGCACUGAUAAAUUGAUCUUACCCUCUCCAGAUGCUGACGACAUCCCCAUAAUACAGCAACCAACCAAUGCCAGCGAGAAGACCGGGUUGAUUGGUGACAGAUGA